CGUUUUGUUUUUUUUUUUUACAUACCAUGGCCAAAACAUUCAGAAAAUGUUAACAGAUGUGGUUAGAGCAACUAUUGGUCAACACCUACAUUUAUAUUGGGAAACAUAGUCUUUUUUGUGGUAUAUAAUAGAUAAAGUAAGAGCUAUUUCUAAAGUUAUUUGCUUGAUUAUGUGCCAUGCCUUUUUAUGACCCACAUUAUGGUGCAACGAUAAUGCCGAGGAAUAAUACCAAUCUUUUUAUUUUCUCUUAGUCCAGAAUGUUCCAGGAUCUCAAAGAAUCCAACAGCUCUACAUUUCAAGUCUCUGAGUUCAUUCUCAUGGGAUUCCCAGGCAUUCACAGCUGGCAGCACUGGCUCUCCCUGCCCUUGGCUCUACUUUACCUCUUGGCUCUAACUGCCAAUAUCCUCAUCGUGAUUACUGUCAGACAAGAGGCAUCCCUGCACCAGCCUAUGUACCAAUUUCUGGGCAUCCUGGCUGUGGUAGACAUGGGUCUGGCUACCACCAUCAUGCCAAAGAUUUUGGCCAUCUUAUGGUUCAAUGCUAAGGCCAUCCAUCGCUCAGAGUGCUUUGCUCAGAUGUAUGCCAUUCAUUGUCUUGUGGCCAUGGAAUCAGGUAUUUUUGUCUGCAUGGCUAUAGAUAGAUAUGUGGCCAUUUGUCAACCACUGAGAUAUCCAUCGAUAAUUACUGAAGCUUUUGUGAUCAAAGUGACUGUAUUCAUGGCACUCAGAAACUGCCUGGCUCCAAUCUCAGUACCUGUACUUGCUGCUCAAAGAAAUUACUGCUCUAGGAACCAGAUAGAGCACUGUCUUUGCUCUAACCUUGGGGUCACUAGCCUAUCUUGUGAUGACAGGAAAGUCAACAGUAUCAACCAAAUAGUUCUGGCUUGGACAGUCAUGGGAAGUGACCUUGGUUUGACUGCUUUAUCUUAUGCUUUGAUCCUUCAGUCUGUCUUGAAGCUCAGCUCAGUAGAAGCUGCAUCCAAGGCGUUAAACACCUGCACAUCCCAUCUUAUUUUAAUACUUUUUUUCUACACAGUUGUCAUUGUCAUCUCCAUCACUCACAGUGCAGGCAUGAGAGUUCCCCUCAUCCCCGUUCUCCUCAAUGUGCUGCAUAACGUCAUUCCCCCUGCUCUCAAUCCCAUGGUGUAUGCUCUCAAGAACAAGGAGCUCAGGCAGGCCUUAUACAAGGUGUUUAACCUGGACACUAAGGGCAGAAGAUAAUCAGAAAACACGACAAAUGUUUACUUCUAAAAUAAGUAUUUUCAUUACAUUCCACAAUCACUGCAAUUGCUGCAAGUAAAAUAAUAGGUGUACUGUCACAUGUUUUCAGGUUCCAUCAGGAAUCAUUUCCAACAAUUGAAGCUUUAGAACUAACAGGUAUGCUUAAUAUUUGAA
This is a messenger RNA of Cavia porcellus (domestic guinea pig), 1394 nucleotides long. RefSeq names its product putative olfactory receptor 56B2. Gene Ontology annotation, biological process: G protein-coupled receptor signaling pathway. The record is from RefSeq and is a predicted model, not a curated record. Lineage: Eukaryota; Metazoa; Chordata; Mammalia; Rodentia; Caviidae. Bases 258 to 1220 code for a protein of 320 amino acids. The transcript has a single exon. Gene Ontology annotation, molecular function: olfactory receptor activity; G protein-coupled receptor activity. Gene Ontology annotation, cellular component: plasma membrane.